Molecule: messenger RNA, 2697 nt
Organism: Erigeron canadensis
Lineage: Eukaryota; Viridiplantae; Streptophyta; Magnoliopsida; Asterales; Asteraceae
Product: disease resistance protein At4g27190-like
Exons: 2
Coding region: 1-2697 (898 amino acids)
Molecular function (GO): ADP binding
Source: RefSeq, a predicted model, not a curated record
AUGGAGGUUGUCUCUGCAAUUAUCACUCCCUUUGUUGAAUCGUUGCUGGUUCCCAUUAAGAGACACUUGCGUUUCUUCUUUCACUCUAGAGAGUAUGAUAGAGACAUGCAUGCCAAAAUAAAGAAAUUGAGUUCUGCAGCAAUUGAUAUGACGAACAGAAAAGAUGAAAAUCAUGUGAAAAAUUUAAUGGUACCUCAUCGUGUUGAAAGUUGGCUGGAAGACGCUCAAGUGAUCAUCGAUAGGGAAGCCGAUAAUAAUUCGGCGGAUGGAAAUGGAUGUGUACAUAUGAAGAGAAGGUACAAAACUGGCAAACAUUGCUUCGCUGUCAUCAAGGAUGUCGACGGUCUUAUGGAAGAAAAAGAAAAAAUUGCUUUGGAUUGGACUAAUGAGCAAAUACCUCUUGGUGUGGUUAGUUCUGCCACCCCUCAAGUACUGGAAGACGAUGUUACCCAAAACAUUUUUGGUUCUAGAAAAGAGAUAUUUCAAUGUGCAUUGCAAUUGCUUGGACCAGGUGAUACGACCCAGUUGAUGGCUCUAUGUGGUAUGGGUGGUAUAGGCAAGACUACUAUGAUGGAAGAACUAAAGGCGGUUGUCGAGAAUAGGAAAAUGUUUGACCGGGUUGUAAGGGUGGUCAUCGGGAAUAGCACUGAUCCAAUUGCAUUUCAAGGUUCUAUUGCACAGUACACAGGUGAAAAUCUGUCAGAAACAACUAGAGAAGCAAGGGCUGAUCGUCUUAAGCAAAGAUUUUUGGGGAUGUCCCAAAAUGGCAAGAAAAAGAUUUUGAUUAUAUUGGACAACCUUUGGAACAUCGUUGACCUCAAAGAUAUUGGACUAGCGAGUCCUUUGCCAAAGGGCUUCAAAAGAUCCAGAAGCAAAACAAUUAUUCUGGAAACCAUUGGAACUUCAGAUGGUGCUGUUGAUCAUCAACUCAAUGAGCUAGGAGAAGAUAUUGUGAAGAGGUGUGGUGGGUUGCCGCUGGCCAUAAAAACCAUUGCCUUGGCUCUUACAGGUAAAACAAAGGGUGCAUGGAAACUUACACUUUCACGUUUAAAGAGGCAUAACCUUCAAGACCUUUAUGCUGUUGCACAUCACAUAUUUGAGAUAAGCUACGACUAUCUCAAAAAUGAUGAUGAUCAGAAAAUUUUCAUUCUUAGUGGCUUAUUUCCCGAUGACUUUGAUAUCCCAUUGGAGGACUUGAUGAGGUAUGGAUGGGGCUUGAAGUUGUUUGUUAAUGUGUAUAGUUUAGUUGAAGCAAGACAGCGGACUAACACUUCUGUUCACAACCUCAUACGUGCAGAUUUGCUGAUUGAAAGUGAUCGAAAAGGAUGUGUCAAAAUGCAUGAUCUUGCACGUUCUUUCGUCUUAUCUAAUAUUUCAAAAUUCAAGCAAGCUUCCGUUGUUAACCACAGUGACAUGUCAGGAUGGCCUACUCAAGAUACACGGGACUCUUGCGAAAGAAUCUUAAGCAUAGGCAUACCUGAACUUUCCCGACACUUUGAUUACCCUGAACUUAAACUUUUGACGUUAAUCAUCAAUACAGGCUGGAUGUUCGUGAAAGUGCCUCUCAUGUCUCCAGAAGAUUUUUAUACUAGAAUGAAAAAACUUCAAGUCAUUUCAUAUCGUAGUAUCCUAUAUCCAUCACUUCCAAUAUCACUUCAAUGUGUUAGCAGCCUUCGUGUGCUAUCUCUGCAUUCAUGCUCAUUGAUGGAUGAUUUAUCUUCUAUUGGCCAUCUCAUUAAUUUGGAAAUACUCAGCUUUGCUUACACUGGCAUCGAGUACUUACCAUCUACCAUCGGAAAUUUGAAAAACCUGAAGUUACUAGAUUUGACUGAAUGCGACAAGCUUUAUAUUGGUGAUGGUGUCUUUCAAAACUUAGACAAGCUUGAAGAGCUUUAUAUGAGAACUUAUAGUUUGAGCGACAGAGUUAUUAGUUUCACAGAAAACAACUGUGAAGGGCUGGAGAUGGUCUCGAAGAAACUCACUGCAUUAGAGGUUGAAUUCUAUAAGAAUAUUAUUCGGCCGAAUCACGUGUCCUUUAAGAAACUUGAAAGGUUCAGGAUAUCUAUAGGUUGCAAGUUAAGUCUCAUAUUUGAGAGUGAUGCCUAUUCAUAUGAAAAUACAUUGAAGCUUGUUGCUAGCUGCGAAGAGGUUCAUGCAUCUGAAAUAAACGAACUGUCUGAGAAAACAGAGAAUCUUGAUUUGCAAGUGAAAGAUAUAAAUCACCUUGAAGAUGUUUUGAUGCAUCCUUCUCAAUAUUCUUUUUGCAAUUUAAAAUAUCUUUCUUUUAGAAAGUGCGAAAACCUGAAAUACCUCUUCACUGUUAACGUGGCAAGUACUUUUACUAAUCUUGAGAGACUCAUAGUUGAGUCUUGUGGUGUUAACGUGGCAAGUACUUUUACUAAUCUUGAGAGACUCAUAGUUGAGUCUUGUCGUGUUCUGGAAUCCCUGAUACGUGAUGAGAAUGGAGCCGAGGUGAUUAAAUUUCACAAGUUAAAGCAUAUAAUUUUGGAAGAUUUACCAGAGUUUGUAGGUUUGUGUGACAACAUCAACAUUGUAAUGGAGUUCUCACAACUGAUGUGGCUGAGACUUGGGUACCUUCCCAACAUUACUUGCAUCUUUGCUUCAAGCAAUAAUAUAUCCGAAACAACAAUACCAUUGUUGAAUAAAGAGGUAAUUUAUUUUAAUCUUGAUAUUUAA